Messenger RNA from Erythranthe guttata (spotted monkey flower), 2577 nucleotides. The record is from RefSeq and is a predicted model, not a curated record. NCBI's taxonomy places the organism in Eukaryota, Viridiplantae, Streptophyta, Magnoliopsida, Lamiales, Phrymaceae.
UUUUGCGUUUUGCCCAAUAAAAUGGCCCAUGUUCUCAUCCAUCUUCCAGAAUUCAAUUCCAAACGUAGUCGAGGGUGUAGUAGUAGUGGAGGGAAAAGAGGAGGAGAGGAGGGUUGAAGAUUGGGGGGAAAUUGAAAAGAUGCCGGUGGCAAGACCAGAAUCAUCGGAUUCCAGGGUUAUUGCUCACAUUGACAUGGAUUGCUUCUAUGUUCAAGUUGAGCAGCGUAAGCAGCCAACUCUAAGAGGUCAUCCUACUGCUGUCGUACAGUACAACUCCUGGAAAGGAGGAGGGCUUAUUGCUGUGGGUUAUGAGGCUCGUAAAUAUGGAGUCAAACGUUCUAUGCGAGGCGAUGAAGCAAAGAAAGUAUGUCCUGAUAUUCAGCUUGUCCAAGUUCCUGUGGCUCGCGGUAAAGCGGAUCUGACUGUGUACAGAGAUGCUGGUUCAGAGGUUGUAUCAAUCCUUUCAAGAAAGGGCCGAUGUGAGCGCGCUUCUAUAGAUGAAGUGUAUCUAGAUCUUACUGAAGUUGCAGAAACAAUGUUAGCUGAAAAUCCCCCAGAGAGAUUGGAAACAAUUUGUGAAGAAGCUUUUAAAUCUCAUGUAUUGGGGCUUCAUUUGGAUGGAUCCAGCAAUCAAGAUUCUGUGAAGAAAUGGUUUUAUAUGAGUGAUGCUGAUCGCCGUGAUAAAUUAUUAGCCUGUGGAGCCCUUAUUGUUGCUGAGCUUAGACUGGAAGUCUUGAAAGAGACUGAAUAUACCUGUUCUGCUGGCAUAGCUCAUAAUAAGAUGCUGGCUAAACUUGCAAGUGGUAUGAAUAAGCCUGCUCAACAAACCAUUGUGCCUUUGUCUUCUGUUUCGACACUGCUUGAAUCCCUACCUAUAAAAAAGAUGAAGCAGCUUGGGGGGAAGCUUGGAAACUCUUUGCAGGCAGACCUUUGUGUGGACACUGUCGGGGAUCUAUUGCAGUUCUCAGAGGAUAAGCUUCAAGAACGCUAUGGCAUAAAUACUGGUACUUGGUUAUGGAAUAUUGCCAGGGGAAUCUGCGGGGAAGAGGUUGAAGGACGGCUGCUGCCCAAGAGUCAUGGUUCUGGGAAAACAUUUCCUGGACGUCAAGCUCUUAAAACCAUCUCCUCUGUACAAAAAUGGAUAUAUGAACUUUGUGAAGAACUGAGUGAACGUCUUGUUCGUGAUCUGGAACAAAAUAAACGCAUUGCUCAUACUCUUACCUUGCAUGCAAGUGCGCACAAGUUGAAUGACUCAGAAUCACUUAAAAAGUUCCCUUCAAAGUCCUGUCCGUUAAGAUAUGGGAUCGCCAAGAUUCAAGAGGAUGCCCUCAACCUAUUUCAUGCUGGGCUACGUGAAUAUAUUGGAAUCCACCAUGCUAAGAUGAAGCAACACAAUGAGUGGGCAAUAACGGGUCUCUCUGUCUCAGCCAGUAAAAUAGUUGCGACCCCAUCUGGAACACACUCAAUUACGAAGUACUUCGGUAAUAAAAAUCAAACUAGCAGUUCUGCGCUUGAAUCAAAUGACAUACACACUCAGGAUGCUGCAUAUCUAUCAUCCUCAGGUAUUGGAAGCUCUGUGGAGCUACAUUUGUCUGAACCGCAAAUAGCAAAUUAUGAAGAUGAAGCAAGUGAUAAGCAUGACAUGCCAUGUUUUAAUCCAGAUGGAGAUGAAACGGAAGUGUGUAAGGAUUCAGUAUUCACGACUAAAUUUGCAGAACAAGAUCCAACUUUGUUUGGGAUGAAAGAGCAAAGUAAUGGGAUCACAGAAGAAAUUUCUUUAUCAUGCUCAGGUAGUGAAAAGGGCUUGGCAUCAAAAGUCACUCAGUCAAAGAUGGAUUUCCUUGGACCUGUUUUGAAAUCAGAGAAACAGAAAAGGAAGUUUGAAAAGGAAAAGGUUACACAUUCCUUGUUCCAUUAUGGGUUAAAAAUUGUGAUAUGCGAUAUUUCUGCUUUGAGCAUUCUCUCUGGGAGCAUCUCGUGUCUCAUUGACAUUGAUCACCUUAUGCUAGCUAAAUAUGUUCAUCAAUUGUUUUGUCAGGGAAAUUCAUCUAUCUUGAAAUAUUUUGCUAGUGGCAACUCUUGCUCUUUUCCUGAGCCUCGCCAUGUUAAGACUUUUCAAGAGAGAGGAGCAUCUUCGUCAGGUAUGUCGGUUCAAGGAAACCAGCAGCAGCCGAUGAGUGGGACUACCCUGAGCACAUGCAACUUGGGACAAGAUGAUUUAAGAAGUGAUACGUGGAGGAGCUACAAGAGUGAUGAGAUUGACCCUAGUGUCUUGAAAGAAUUACCACCGGAAAUUCAGGCAGAAGUGCGUGCUUCUUUUCAGCCACAGAAGCGUGCUAAUAUUGUGAAAAGGGGUUCUAGUAUUGAUCACUAUUUCUCACCAACUGCAAACUCAUAGUUCAUAUUGGCCCUAGAAUCCCCUUCUAUGUUGUUAAGCAUAGAGCUAAAAAUACAAGUUUGUACUUGAGUUCAGGAUUGAAUAUGAUUAAACUGAUAUAAAAUUGCAUGUGUAAAAAAGUGAAUAUUAUAAUAUGUACAGUUGAAUAUGUAAUUACUAGUGAAACCUUUCUUCCUUUA